This is a messenger RNA of Lagopus leucura (white-tailed ptarmigan), 3846 nucleotides long. RefSeq names its product contactin associated protein family member 4 (gene CNTNAP4). NCBI's taxonomy places the organism in Eukaryota, Metazoa, Chordata, Aves, Galliformes, Phasianidae. The record is from RefSeq and is a predicted model, not a curated record. Bases 1 to 3846 code for a protein of 1281 amino acids. The transcript is spliced from 24 exons.
AUGGAGGCCGAUAAUUGUGAUGAUCAGUUGCUGUCUAAUUUGCCUCAGUCAUCAUUUAGCAGCUCAUCAGAGCUGUCUAGCAGUCACAGCCCUGGAUUUGCAAAGCUUAAUCGAAGAGAAGGUGCUGGUGGUUGGUCUCCACUUGUGUCUAAUAAAUAUCAAUGGCUUCAGAUUGACCUUGGUGAAAGAACUGAGAUAACUGCUGUUGCUACUCAAGGUGGUUAUGGGAGCUCUGACUGGGUAACAAACUACCUUCUAAUGUUCAGUGAUAGUGGACGAAACUGGAAACAAUAUCGUCAAGAAGAAAGCAUUUGGGCCAUUUCUGGAAACACAAAUGCAGACAGUGUUGUAUAUUAUAAGCUUCAGCAUUCCAUUAAAGCAAGAUUUCUCCGCUUUGUGCCCUUGGACUGGAAUCCCAAUGGAAGAAUUGGCAUGCGCAUUGAAGUGUACGGAUGCACAUACAAGUCCGAAGUGAUCGGUUUUGAUGGGAAAAGCUGCCUAAUUUACACAUUUAAACAGGAGCCUAUGUCUGCAUUGAAAGAUGUGAUUUCUCUGAAGUUUAAAGCAAUACAAAGUGAUGGAAUUCUCCUCCACAAAGAAGGAAAGAAUGGAGAUCACAUAAUCCUGGAAUUAGUUAAAGGAACGCUAUCCCUACUCAUUAACUUAGGUGACUAUAAAACUCAUUCUUCUAGUACCCAAAUUAAUAUUUCCCUGGGCAGUCUUCUGGAUGAUCAACACUGGCACUCUGUUCUCAUUGAGCGCUUUAACAAUCAAGUAAACUUUACAGUGGAUAAACACACUCAUCAUUUUCAUGCUAAGGAAGUAUUCAGUUAUUUGGACCUUGACUAUGAGCUCAGCUUUGGAGGGAUCCCAGUGUCUGAGAAAUCAGGAUCACGGAGAAACUUUCAUGGGUGUUUUGAAAAUAUAUACUAUAAUGGAGUGAAUGUCAUUGACCUGGCCAGAAGGCGUAAAUCUCAAAUCUCCUUUGUGGGCAACAUGUCCUUCUUGUGUUUAGAGCCAAAGGUGGUUCCAGUUACAUUUCUCAGCUCCAGAAGUUACCUGGCUCUGCCUGGAAUUUCUGGGCAAGAAGAACUAGCUAUAAGUUUCCAGUUUCGCACCUGGAACAGUGAAGGAGUUCUCGUAUUUAGUAAAGUGAAAGAAGCUUCAGGUGGUUUCUUCAUUUAUCUGAGUGAUGGGAAAGUUAAAAUCAGUAUUCAUAAGCCAGGAAAACCACUGACCGACAUUACUGCAGGUAUUGGAUUAAAUAAUGGCCAGUGGCAUUCUGUAUCCUUCUCUGCCAAAAGAAAUCGUAUCAGUUUAAUAGUGGACAAUGAUAUGUUCUCAUCGGCUCAUGCCUCCAUACCUCUACAGAUUUAUUCAGGAAAUACAUUAUACUUUGGAGGCUGCCCUAACCUUGGAAACAAUUUGGAAUGUAAAAGUUCCUUUGGUGGCUUUCAAGGAUGUAUGCAACUCAUUUCUAUUGGUAAUGAAGCAGUGGAUAUGAUCUCGGUUCAGCAAAAUAUUUUUGGCAAUUUCAGUGACCUUCAGAUAGAUUUAUGUGGCAUUAUGGACAGGUGCUUGCCUAACUAUUGUGAACAUGGUGGUGAGUGUUCACAGUCAUGGAACAACUUCUACUGUAACUGUAACAAUACUGGUUACAAAGGAGCAACUUGCCAUUAUCCCAUCUACGAAAAAUCAUGUGAAGCCUAUAAACACAAAGGGAACAAUUCUGGCUUUUACAAUAUAGAUUCAGACGGAAGUGGCCCUUUGGGACCGUUUCUUGUGUAUUGCAAUAUGACAGAUACAACGUGGACAAUAAUACAACACAACAACACCAACUUAACCAGAAUCAGAAGUGCUAAUCGAGAGAAUCCUCAUGCUGCAUUUUUCAAGUACUCCGCCAGCCCAAACCAGCUUCAGGCUAUAAUUAACCAUGCAGAACACUGUGAACAGGAGAUAUCUUACCACUGCAAAAAGUCAAGGCUUUUAGAUAAGCCAGAUGGGUUGCCGCUGAGCUGGUGGAUCGGAAGGACCAAUGAAAUACAGACUUACUGGGGAGGUUCUUUGCCUGCUGUUCAGAAAUGCGCUUGUGGCUUGGAAGGGAGAUGCAUUGAUUCCCAGCAUUAUUGCAACUGCAAUGCCGACAGAAAUGAAUGGACUAGUGAUACUGGAUUGCUUUCCUACAAGGAGCAUCUACCAGUAACUGAAAUUGUGAUCACAGACACUGACAGACCAAAUUCUGAAGCAGCUUUCAGACUGGGGCCUUUACUUUGUCGUGGUGACAGAGCAUUUUGGAAUUCAGCAUCCUUCAAUACAGAAAUGUCCUAUCUGCAUUUCCCUACUUUCCAUGGAGAAUUCAGCGCGGAUGUAUCGUUUUUCUUUAAAACUACUGCUUCCUCUGGAAUGUUUUUAGAAAACCUGGGAAUUCAAGACUUCAUAAGGAUAGAAUUGUAUUCUCCAUAUGAAGUGAUUUUUUCAUUCGAUGUUGGAAAUGGACCUAAUGAAGUUAAAGUGCAGUCACUCACUUUCUUGAAUGACAACCAGUGGCAUUAUGUGAAAGCUGAAAGAAACAUCAAAGAGGCAUCCUUACAAGUAGAUCAGAUUCCUCAAAAGUCUCAUGCUGCUCCACCUGAUGGGCAUUUUCGUCUGCAACUCAACAGCCAGCUUUUUGUAGGUGGAACAGCAUCCCGGCAGAAAGGAUUCUUGGGAUGUAUUCGAUCAUUACAGCUAAAUGGAAUAGCCCUUGACCUGGAAGAGAGAGCUAAGAUAACACCAGGAGUUGAACCAGGGUGUCCUGGACAUUGUAGCAGCUAUGGUAACUUGUGUCACAAUGGUGGAAAAUGCACAGAGAAGUACAGUGGAUUCAGUUGUGACUGCACUUUCUCUGCCUAUGCUGGGCCAUUUUGUAAGAAAGAGAUCUCUGCUUAUUUUGGGACUGGCACUUCUGUGAUAUACAGUUUUCAAGAAUACUACACCUUUGAUAAAAAUUCCAGUUCUCACGCUUCUUCUUUCUAUGCUGAUAUGACUCUGAACAGGGAAGUAAUUACAUUUGCCUUCCGAACAACACGGACACCAAGCUUAUUGCUUUAUGUCAGCUCCUUCUACAAGGAAUAUCUCUCCGUCAUUUUAUCCAGAAAUGGAAGUUUACAGAUCAGAUACAAGCUAGACAGUCAUCAAGAUCCUGAUGUCUGCAGCAUCAACUUCAAAAGUAUGGCUGAUGGACAACUACAACAUGUGAGGAUUGACAGAGAAAAGGAAAUACUCUUUGUAGAGGUUAACCAGAAUGAAAGAAUGAAAUUUAUUCUGUCUUCAGGCACAGAGUUCAAUGCAAUCAGAUCUCUCAUACUCGGCAAGAUCUUAGAAAACAGUGAUGCAGAUGAGGAAACUAUGAAAGCAAACUCCCAGGGUUUUAUUGGAUGUCUCUCUUCAGUGCAGUUCAACCAUAUUUCUCCUUUGAAGGCUGCACUACAACACCGAAGCGCAGCCCCCAUCACUGUUAAGGGGCGUAUCAUUGAAUCCAACUGUGGCUCUUUAACUGGGCUUGACUCAACAUUAAGCGAAACAACCCAUUCAUUUGCAGAUCAUUUUGGACCAACAGAUCAGAGAGAGCCCUUUACUCGUGCAAUCAGAAGUGACUCUGCAAUUGUUGGAGGUGUGAUAGCAGCUGUGAUAUUCAUCCUAUUUUGUAUGUCUGCCACAGUCAUAUGCAUUUACAGAAAAAAGAGCAGUUAUUCAAAAAACGAGAAAAAAGGAUCUGAAAAUGAAGAAUGUGCUGAAUCUACACUGAAAAGUGAGCUCAGCAUUCAAAACACAGCCAAGGAAAAUAAAAAAGAAUACUUCUUCUGA